CCUCCGAAGGAGCCGGAGGUGGAGAAAAGGGAGGAGGGCACGAGCGAGGCGAAGCCAGAGGCUGGGCGCGCCCGCCGAGAGGAGCCCGAAGAAGAGGACGACGACGAAGACGACCUCAAGGCCGUGGCCACCUCGCUAGACGGCCGCUUUCUGAAGUUCGACAUCGAGCUAGGCCGAGGCUCCUUCAAGACCGUCUACAAGGGGCUGGACACGGAGACCUGGGUGGAGGUCGCCUGGUGCGAACUGCAGGACCGGAAGCUUACCAAGCUGGAGCGGCAGCGAUUUAAGGAGGAGGCCGAGAUGCUGAAAGGCCUGCAGCACCCCAACAUCGUGCGGUUCUAUGACUUCUGGGAGUCCAGCGCUAAAGGCAAGCGCUGCAUCGUGUUGGUGACAGAGCUGAUGACUUCGGGGACGCUGAAGACGUACCUGAAACGGUUCAAGGUGAUGAAGCCCAAAGUUCUCCGCAGCUGGUGCCGGCAGAUCCUGAAAGGCUUGCUGUUUUUGCACACGAGGACGCCACCCAUUAUCCACCGAGAUCUGAAAUGUGACAAUAUUUUUAUCACUGGACCUACCGGGUCUGUGAAGAUCGGCGACUUGGGCCUGGCUACCCUCAAAAGAGCUUCAUUUGCCAAAAGUGUGAUAGGUACCCCCGAGUUCAUGGCGCCUGAGAUGUACGAGGAGCACUACGACGAGUCUGUGGAUGUCUAUGCCUUCGGGAUGUGCAUGCUGGAGAUGGCCACCUCAGAGUACCCCUACUCGGAGUGUCAGAACGCGGCCCAGAUCUACCGGAAGGUCACCUGUGGUAUCAAGCCAGCCAGCUUUGAGAAAGUGCAUGAUCCUGAGAUCAAGGAGAUUAUUGGAGAGUGUAUCUGUAAAAACAAAGAGGAAAGGUAUGAAAUCAAGGACCUCCUGAGCCAUGCUUUCUUCGCGGAGGACACAGGGGUUAGAGUGGAGCUGGCAGAGGAAGACCAUGGCCGGAAGUCCACCAUUGCCCUCCGACUCUGGGUGGAAGACCCCAAGAAGCUGAAAGGGAAGCCCAAGGACAAUGGGGCCAUAGAGUUCACCUUUGAUCUUGAGAAGGAGACACCGGAUGACGUGGCGCAGGAAAUGAUUGAAUCUGGAUUCUUCCAUGAGAGUGAUAUGAAGAUUGUGAGCAAGUCGAUCCGAGACCGGGUGGCACUGAUCCAGUGGCGGCGGGAGAGAAUCAGACCUGCCCUGCAACCCUCGGAGACGCUGGCCACUGAAAGCCUGGACAAGGCCCGGGGCCCCAAGGCGCCAUUGCAGGUCCAGGUCACAUAUCAUGCUCAAGGUGGGCAUCCGAUCCCCAUGGAAACAGAGGAGCCCGAGGCUGACCAGCACCUCUUCCCACCCAAGCUCCCAGCCAGCGCCACCUCCCUGGCAUCAGACAGCACGUUCGACAGUGGCCAAGGCUCCACUGUGUACUCAGACUCGCAGAGCAGCCAGCAGAGUGUGGUGUACAGCUCCAUCCCAGACACCCUGCCCUGCGUCUACAGCCCCCCGGUGAGUGAGGGGCCUAGCCUGCCGAACAGCCUGCCUACCCUGGGUGCCUACCAGCAGCCCACUGUGCCUCAGCCACUCGCCCAGCCGGCACCCCUCCAGCCAGUCCUGGCCUCACAGUCCCUGGGCUCACUCCAGCCGGUGCCCCCGCACCUGCCCCAGCACCUGCCUCCGUACCUGCCUCCGACUGCUCAGGUGAUAACCCCCACACCACUGAAGCCCCUCCAGAUGCCACAGGUGUCCUUGCCUCUGCUUGCUCAAGUUCCAGCUCCUCAGAUGCCUCAGCUUCCUGUCAUUCCUCCAGCCACUCCCCUGGCAGGGCCUGACAACCUCCCUCCAGCCCUCUCUGACUUACCAGCUGCCAGCCUGCCCUCAGUGCCGCCGCCACCACCUCAGUAUUUCUCUCCAGCUGUGAUCUUGCCAAGCCUCCCACUUAAUCCCACUGCUCCCUUGCCCACUUCUCCAGCCCUGCCAUUGCAAGGAGUAAAGCUACCCCACACCCCCCUUGCCCCUAUGGCAGUGCCCUGCCGGACCAUUGUGCCAAAUGCGCCAGGCGCCGCCGCUGCCAUCCCGCUGCUGGCUGUGGCUCCACAGAACAUGGCCACCUUGUCCAUCCACCCUGGUGUAUCCCAGCUGCCCGGUCAGAUGCCCCUGCAGCCUAUGUAUCCCACAGCCUUCUCCCACCUCGUGCCGAGCGAAGUGCCCUCUUCUCCCCAUCAUGCUCCAAGUCUUCGGGUGGUGCCUCAGCAACUGCAGCCAGCACCACCCCAGCCACAGAUGUCCCAGCUGCAGAUGCCCACAGUUCCUCAGCCCCCCCAGCCAAGCAUCAGCCAUCUCUCUGAGCAGACUGCUCUGGCGGCUGGGGCAGGGACCCAGGUCCUCCUGGGGCCCCCACCCCCAUAUACAGUGGACACCACAGCCCUGGGCUCCUCUGUGCCUGGGCCACCCACAGCUGUUCUCUCUCCGCCGCUGCUGGACCUCCUGCCCCCAUUGGUUGCCCCGGAGAUCCUGCCACAGCUGUCCAGCUCCCUGGCCUCCACGGUAAUGACAACUGUCCAGAACCUGCCCUCUCAGACCACUGCACUUCUGCCUCCUGCAACCCCACCACUGCCUGCUAGGGCCAUGGUGGCCACCCCCUGCCCUGCCAUUCAGUUGACAGUGGAACCAGCCCAAGAGGAACAGGUGGUGCAGGACAAGCAGCCGGGCUACCUGCAGAGUUGUGAGAGCCAUGGAGGCGCUGAUCCCACUUCUGGAAAGGAGAUGACCGACGGCUGUGAAGGUGCGUUUGGCGGUGGGAAGCUCGAAGGCAAGGCCUCCAAGAAACACCACAGGAAAUCCACCCGCACCCGCUCCCGCCAGGAGAGAGCCAGCCGGCCCCGACUGACCAUCCUGAACGUGUGCAACACAGGCGACAAGAUGGUGGAGUGCCAGCUGGAGACGCACAAUCACAAGAUGGUGACGUUCAAGUUUGACCUGGACGGCGAUGCUCCCGACGAGAUCGCCACCUACAUGGUGGAACAUGACUUCAUUCUGCAGUCUGAGAAAGAGACAUUUAUUGAGCAGAUGAAAGACAUCAUGGAUAAGGCAGAGGACAUGCUCAGUGAGGACACAGAUGGAGACCGCGGGUCCGACCCUGGCACGAGCCCUCCAUACUACAGUGCCUAUGGCCUGCAUGCAAGUGAAGAAAAUCAACACUCCCAAGCCAAUGCCCCAGUCUACCAGCAGAAUGUCCUGCAUACUGGAAAGCGGUGGUUUAUCAUUUGUCCAGUAGCUGAAAACCCAGCGACAGAGGCUCCCGACUCUUCACCCCCACCCCUUGUUAGCUCCCUGAAGCCAGAUGCAAGCCAAGAUCCAAUUCCCUGUGCAGACCAGCCGUCCUCAAGGGAACCACCCAGCCUUCCAACUGGCCCCCAGCUUCUGAACCAUACCUGCCUCAGCGAAUCCCCCAGCACAGCACUCCCCACUGUGCUACCUUCUUCCCUGCCCAUAACUGACUCUCCGCAAGGCCUGGUGGUGCCAGCACCCACCACUAUGUCAGAGCCAGCAACAGAGACUUCUAUCCAGGCAAGGAGUGCUGGGACCUCUCAAGGGCCAGGCAGAGAGCAGGAAAUGCCCUCAACAGUUAUGGACACCCUUGAUAUUCAGCAUGCUGCACAGGCCCUUGGCACCAGCCAAGAACCCUGUGCCCAACAUCUGGAAGAUUUAACCUCAGUCCUGGAAGCCAGUGCUCAGGGGGAACCCCUGCCAACCUUAGUGUCUGAGCCUAGCCCUCCAAGCCUUGCCACCUCCCAGCUCUCUAGUCCCCCACUAGGGCCUGCCGCCCCUGCCCAGCUCCCUGCGGCCUUGGAAUCUGAUGGGGAAGGGCCGCCCCCCAGGGUGGGCUUUGUGGACAACACGAUAAGGAGCCUGGACGAGAAGCUGCGCACCCUGCUCUACCAGGAACACAUCCCCACAUCUUCUGCCUCAGCGGGGACCCCGGUGGAGCUCGGAGACAGAGACUUCAUGCUGGAUACGCCCCCCUCAGUACCUGCUGACAUGCUCCCAGGGCCUGCUCUGCUGCCCCAGCCAUUGCAGGAAAAGUCGGAAAUGGCACCAGAGCAAGUGAGUGUGCUGGAGCAGGAGCAGACUUCUCCAGGAACAGAGCUAUCCCUCAGCAGCACCCAGGGUCCUGGCAAAUGGGCAGCGCUGGACCUGACCUCUGUGCCCACCCCGCUCCAGGAGACCGCGGCUUUGGGGCCCCCCGUGCAUUUGGAGUCCACAGACUGGCCCAACAAGACCCCCAGGGAGACCUUGAUGGAGCCCACACCACACGCCACUGGAACACUAGCCACGGAGGUUGAGGCUGGCCACCCUCGGACCCAUGGCUCCUUGGACUCAGGCUCCCCAUGGAAGCGCCCGGGGCAGCAGAGCAUCAGCUCACCAGCCAAAACCGUGGGCCGUUUCUCAGUAGUCAGCAUGCAGGACGAGUGGACCAUGGCCUCGCCUCACAGCCUGCGCUACUCAGCCCCACCUGACGUCUACCUGGACAUGCUGCCUACCAGUCCCGAAGUGAAACUGGUGGUGCGGCGCGUGCAGACGGCCUCCUCUAUUGAGAUUGGUACCGGAGAGCCUAUGUCCAGCGACUCCGGGGAUGAGAGCCCGCGGAAGAGGCCCCCAGUACAGAAGCAAGCCUCCCUACCCAGCAGCAACAGUGUGGCUAGUGAUUUCGUCAAGAAGGCCAGUGCCUUCCUGCAUCGAUCCUCAAGGACGGGCUCACUGGGCCCAGACACACCGAGCCGUCCCAGCAUAAAGGUCCCUACCAUCAGCGUCACCUCGUUUCACUCCCAGUCAUCCUACAUCAGCAGCGACAAUGACUCAGAGUUCGAGGAUGCUGACAUAAAGAAGGAGCUGCAGAGCCUGCGUGAGAAGCACCUAAAGGAGAUUUCAGAGCUGCAGACCCAGCAAAAGCAGGAAAUCGAGGCCCUCUACCGCCGCCUGGGCAAGCCGCUGCCCCCCAAUGUGGGUCUGUUCCACACAGCACCCCCUACUGGCCGCCGGAGAAAAACCAGCAAGGGCAAACUGAAGGCGGGGAAGCUACUCAACCCCCUGGUACAGCAGCUCAAGGUCGUGGCAUCCAGCACAGGUCAUUUGUCAGACUGCAGCAGAGGCCCUCCUGCUAAGGACCCCACCCAAGGGGGAGCAGGGCCUGCUGCAGAAAGCCCAGCGGUGCCCCCGGCUCCAGACCCAGGUGGCAAGGCAGUCCACACCCAGCAGCCCUGCUCCGUGAGAGCCUCCCUGUCUUCCGACAUCUGCUCCGGCUUAGCCAGUGAUGGAGUCGGAGCGCCUGGCCAAGGCUGGACGGUUGCCCACCAAACGUCUGAGAGAGUGGCCUAUAAAUCUAGUAGCAAACCUCGUGCCCGAUUCCUCAGUGGACCUGUGUCUUUGUCCAUCUGGUCAGCCCUGAAACGUCUCUGCCUAGGCAAAGAGCACAGCAGUAGGUCCUCCACAAGCAGCCUGGUCCCGGCCCCUGAGCUGGGCCCCCAGCCCUCCGUGCAAGUCCAGGCACAGGUGAACAACAGCAACAACAAAAAAGGCACCUUCACAGAUGACCUGCACAAGCUAGUGGAUGAGUGGGCCAGCAAGACAGUGGGCACUGCACCGCUGAAGCCGUCACUCAACCAGUUGAAGCAGACCCAGAAGCUACAGGACAUGGAGGUCAAGGUGGGCCUGACCCCGGCAGCCAAAGAGGUUCGGACUGUGAGCCUACCAAAAGCAGAAGUGAAGAGGCCCUGCCUGACCGUGGGGCCAGGCCCUCUGUCCACUACAGUCAUCCCUGGAACUACUCUGGUCCUGCCCAUACCCAUGCCAGGUACUGCCCUCUCCAUGGUCCCAACUCUGCUCUGUGCAGGGCCUCGGGGCCCAUGUAGAGGCCUGUUCUCAGCUCCCAUGUCCUGAAGGUGCUGACUAGCUCAAAUGGACCAGCUUCAGGGGUCAAGGCAGCCAAAAUCUCAUUCGGGUGCCAGGCCUGGGUGUAUCCAGGCUUACCAGUGCUCCCAACAUACAUGCAGUCCCCUCAUCUAGCCCUAAGCUACAGAUCACAUAGCUUUCUGCCCUGCCACUGGCCAGAUGGAAAACUCUGAACAUCACAAAGAGAUGUGAUUGUGAUCUCGCUUUGAAGCAACCUAUCCUACCAGCCUGGGCGCAAUGCCCACGCCACAGGGCCAGUCUAGCUUCCACAUCCCCCUCAUCGUGACAGGCAGCCCUGUGUAUACCAGUAGGGAAUAGGGGAGGAACAGUGUGUUCAUGCAGUACUUGCUUCCUUUCUGCUAGAUACAGUCUUCAGUCCCAUUCUUGAGACAUUCCUAAGUCCCAGUGGUGUGCACUUAUGAUACUUACUCUAGUUGACCAAAUCGAUUAUCAGGACAUUGUCAUGAUCUUGCAAAAUAUGGUGCUUUGGAGUUAAGUGUUCCCAUUCCCUAAUGGAAAGAGAUGUUUAAAAGAAGUAUAUAUAUUUCAUCAAUGGCUCUUGAGUUAACAGCCUUAUCUCAUGUUUUAAGCUGCAGAGAUAGGAAUUGUUAACAAAUUGGAAGCUAAAUCAGACUUUUAGUUUUCUGUUGUAAGUGCCCCCCCCCCCACUUUUUAUAAGGGAUAAAAUGGAAUUGGUUAUCUUUAGUAUCGAAGAGUUGCAAAUAUUCAGCGAGUGCUGCUCAAUACUCAGAAAAGUAGGUCUCUCUGGAUUUAGCCAAUGAUUAAGGGAAGCCAGAUGGAAGCACAUUCUUAACUGGAGUAUUCUGCUUGCUUUGCUUGGGCUGCCGUAUGGCCAUGAUUUCUCAAGGAGGACAUUUUUAGCAGUGGCUGGCCUCUUAGAGAGGCUACAAAGAACCUGCUAGAAAAUGCUAAGUGAACAAACAAACUCUACAUAACCCAAAAGCUGAGAGGCUGCCCUGGGCUUCGUCUCCUGUCGGGUGAGGGUGGGUCAGUGUGUGUGAGGCAACCCUCCUGCUGACUCUCCUUUCUUUUCAACGAUUUGCACCGAGGCCCAUGAUCUCAGGAGCAGCACGCCCUUGGCCGCUGGCCUGCAGGUGGCCCUGUGGGCAGUCCUCCAGAUUGACUUGCUGAGGGCCAGGCGUCUCUUCUGAAGACUUCACUGGCACUCAUCCCAGAUAGGCAUAAAAAUGGCCCACUGUGGGGCCUGGAGGUACAGUCUCCUCUGCUGGCAAAGAUGCUAGAGAGCAGACUGCCUCCUAAUGCCGAGAUGUGGAUGGUAUACUCCUUUUGUACUUGGGAGCAUUACUAGAACUGAUUAAAUCAUUUUGGUUUGAGUGUAUUGUUCCAUUAAUUCAGUUAGAAUUGAAUUUUCUAGGUGGUUGUGCAGAACCUUCUGCCUGGACCCAAUGCUGCUGUUAAGCUAUUUAUAUUCUCUGUAUCGUGCACCCACGUCUGUUUGGAUUCGGAGUCAUGUCUCUCUUUCAUGAGUCAAAUUGCUAGCUACUCUCACAGUCUCUCCUCCAUCUCGCACCGAACCUAAGGUUUGCAGUCUCUCUCACCCAUUAGUCCUUGCCUUGCACAUGGGCAGCUGUAGCUUGAAAUUACCAAGAGACUGUGUAUAUUAAGGAGAAAAAUAAACUUUUGCUUGAAAACAGUGUGGAAAAAGUUGUUUUCUUCCUCCUCUCACAGAAGAGCAGGCCAUUUGGGGGCCUCUUAGGAAGGGUCAGAGCAGUGAGCAGAACUGCACUGGCCCUCCCUCAGGGGCCAGGGCAGCCAUCCCAGCUUUGUGUCCACAGGUGUGCUGCCAUCUCCACCACCACCACCACCCACCUUGAGGGGCAGGAAGCUGAAUAGAAGCCUGGGGUGAGGCCAAGGGAUGGCAGAGGAGCCCUACUGACAGGGCUGUAUUUCCCAUAGCCCGGUGCUGCCAGCCUUAAUUGCCAAAGCCCCAACUCUGCUGGUGGGUAAGGAUGUAGCCCAGCAGUGACCUGUGCCCACCCUGAAGCUCCCAGACUUGGCCAGCUUGGAGGUCCAGCUCUGCUGCCUCCCACCCAAGUCCCCGCCCUGAGCCUGACCGCAAGACAGUGAGGAGCCUCUAAACAUGUAUUACGUUUUCCAAAGGAGUGGGCCAAUGAAAGGCACCUGUCACC
Echinops telfairi (small Madagascar hedgehog) is the source of this 8135-nucleotide messenger RNA. It is a transcript of the gene WNK2, whose product is annotated as WNK lysine deficient protein kinase 2. NCBI's taxonomy places the organism in Eukaryota, Metazoa, Chordata, Mammalia, Afrosoricida, Tenrecidae. The annotation marks the transcript as partial. The record is from RefSeq and is a predicted model, not a curated record. Gene Ontology annotation, biological process: intracellular signal transduction; positive regulation of sodium ion transmembrane transporter activity; protein phosphorylation. The transcript has 27 exons. Gene Ontology annotation, molecular function: potassium channel inhibitor activity; protein serine/threonine kinase activity; ATP binding. Gene Ontology annotation, cellular component: cytoplasm; cytosol.